This is a messenger RNA of Aspergillus fumigatus Af293, 1596 nucleotides long. Its product is annotated as putative MFS alpha-glucoside transporter. Gene Ontology annotation, biological process: carbohydrate transport; transmembrane transport. Lineage: Eukaryota; Fungi; Ascomycota; Eurotiomycetes; Eurotiales; Aspergillaceae. Gene Ontology annotation, cellular component: membrane. Gene Ontology annotation, molecular function: carbohydrate:proton symporter activity. The record is from RefSeq and is a predicted model, not a curated record.
AUGGCAGCUACUGCCAACGCCCGGAUGGAUGGGGUUGACUACUCCCACAUCGACUCAAGCCAAAAAUGGCGAAUGCUCAAGUCGCAGAAGCGAUUCUUCUUUUGGUGCCUCUGGGUAUCCAGCGGGGUCAUCAUGCAAGGCUUCGAUAUCGUCGCAGGAGGCCAGUUGGCGGCUCUCCCGGAGUUCCAGAAACAAUUCGGCCGUCUGCAGCCGGACGGUUCGCAUAUCAUCCCUGCUCACUAUCUGUCGGCGUGGAAUUCGAUUGCUCCCGCCUGCGAGAUCGCGUCGACUUUUAUCUAUGCGCCGUUACUGGAGAAGUAUGGCCGUAAGCCUGGUAUCUUAGUUGCCUCGGCCAUCUCUGUUGCGGGAGUUCUCCUCCAGCAGCUAGCGACGGAUUGGAGGGUCCAUCUGGCUGGUCGAGGGGUUAACGUGCCGCCGUGGCUAGAGGAAGCAGCUACCUGGAUGGCAAAUGGUGAGUCACGCCACGACACCCGCAAUGUCACUAUACACAUUGUAACCGCCACAACAGGCAAUGGUGGCUCCCCGUUGUUGGGAUGUAUAUCUUUCCAGGUAAAGCCCCAUCCCGCUCCGACUGUACGGAAUACUGCUCACAUCACAGCCAUUCUCACAUUUGGCUGGCUAUUCUUCCCGGAGUCUCCAUACUGGCUGAUUCGACAAGGAAAGACCACCCAGGCCCAAAAUGCCCUCCGGCGGGUCUACGGGUUCAAGAAUGACGCCUUCUACAAUGUCGAAGUCCGUCGCAUGGCAACCGAGAAUAACCAAGCCCUCGCAUUACAGCGCAGUCUCACGCAGUCCACCCGUCGCACAUUUCUGGGCCUCGACCUCUCUGCCGAAGCCGAGUGCUUCAACCGCAUGAACCGCAAGCGCACCCUAACCGCCAUCUUCGCCGCCAGCGGCCAGCAAAUGAUCGGCGCGACUUUCGUCAUCGGGUACGCGACAUACUUCCUUGACCUAAUCGGGGUGAAGGACUACUUCGAUGCGUCGAUCGUCCUCUACGUGGUAAUGCUGCUGGCCAGCAUGGCCGCCUUCCCCCUGACCGAAAUCAUGGGCCGACGGACGAUGAUCGUGAUCCCGCAGUUCAUGCUAUGCUGCAUGCUCCUCCUGAUCGGGAUCUUGGGGUGCGUUCCCGAUCAGGGAAAGGCAAGUUGGGGGAUUAUUGUCUUCAUUUAUAUUUGGGCCAUUAUCUACCAGCUGUCUAUUGGUGCCGUUGGGUUUGUACUGGCGUCGGAAAUUGCCACCGUUCGGUUACGGAGCACGACCCAGGGUCUGGUUACAAUCACCAAUGCGGCUUGGGGGCUUAUUAUGCAGUUCACAAUCCCGUAUAUGAUCAACCCUGACGCAGGCAACCUCGGGGGCAAGGUUGGCUUCAUCUUCCUUGGAACAGGCCUUAUCGCAGCGAUCGGCGGAUGGUAUCUGUAUCCGGAGACCAAGGGCAUAUCGUUUGAAGCCAUGGACGAACUCUACGCGAGCGGAAUCGCGCCUCGACUCUUUCGCAGAGCAAGCGAGCCGCAGCGAGGCAUCCCUUUGGAGUCCAAGACCGCACCUUCGGUUCAUGUGGAGGUAGUGAAUGUCUAA